AUGCAGCCGCCAUCGCUCCACCCGCCGCCGCCGGCGGCCACUCGGCGGAGUCGAAAGGGACGAGCCAGCAGGAGGAGAGACCGGACGUGGCACGUCACGGUGUUCAACAACAUGCCCGUGCCGUGGGAGAGGGACUGGGCGGAGCUUCCCCAGGACGCGAUCUCCUGCAUCCUCCGCAAGCUGGACCAGGUGGAGCUCCUGCUCGGCGGCGCCGCGGCGGUGUGCCGCUCCUGGCGCCGCGUCGCGCGGCACGAGCCCGAGCUGUGGCGCUGCAUCGACGCGCGCGACCUGCCGGCCGUUCCGCCCUUCGGCUGGCAGGCCGUCCGCACCAAUCUUGUGCGCGCCGCCCUGCGGCUCAGCGCCGGCCAGUGCGAGGUCUUCGCCGCCGAGCUCUUCGACGAUGACCUCUUCCUCCUCCUCGGCGAGCAGGCACCCUUACUAAAGAGGCUCUAUCUCAUCAAGUGUUAUUACGUCUCAAAGGAAGUAUUUGCAAAGGUUAUGCGCAAGUUCCCUCUCCUUGAAGAGCUCGAGCUUUCGAUGUGGUUUGGUAGCACGGAAAUGCUCGAGAUCGUCGCUGAAGCCUGCCCACACUUGAAGCACUUCAGUCUCAUAAAAAAAGAUCGUUUUUACAAACCUGGAGAUGAUGGUAAUGCUUUCGCGAUUGCGAAGAUGCACGAGCUACGUUCCUUGUAUCUCGACAGCAACAGACUCACCAACAAAGGGCUGACAGUGAUCCUUGAUGGCUGUCCCCACCUAGAGCACCUUAACGUUUUCGAAUGUAAGUAUCUCAGGAUGGAUGAUGACCUGCUGGAGAAGUGUUCUCGAGUUAACAUGGAUGGCCCUCGGUACUCUUUGCCAUAUCUGCCUUGCAGUUGUUGUUGGAGUCCUGACUAUCCGAAUCACGAGGAUUAUGAGGAUUACCGUGAGGAUUCUUAUUACUACAUCAGUGAUCACAUCGACGACAAUGAUCUUGCAGAACACGAGAGGCUUCUUGACGUCAAGGGCAUGCGGAGGUACUUGCCCUAGUGAGAUCUGGUUGUUUUGGUUGGAGUUCCCGCAUACUGUGCUCUCGCCGAUGGAAUGGUGGUUUGCUGCAUCAAUUAAUUUCCACCACGGGUUUUCUUAUCCACCUUUUUUCACCGAAGUUUGAUGUCCAUCGAUUCUUUUCGAAAAAGGGAAUACUCGGGCCUCUUCAUCAUGCGAUGCACACAGCCAAUUUGAUGUCCAGUUUUAUUGGAAUAUAUGAUUGUUCUCUAUAAAAGAAGUAUCGAUGAUGUGCUUCUUUGUCUUGCUACUGCCAGUUGUGCCAUGUGAAGGAUGCCAUCAUGAAAAUUGUACACGGAGGUUCAAGGUUGCUGGUUCUCAAGUUAAACUUCAUUUGGUAGACAUGGCGACAAUCAGGCAUUCGUCCGUCCGUCCUUGCUCUUUUAUGAUUGAUGAAGCUUUGGUGUUAAUGGCCUGAUCCCGGGAAUGUAACAAAGGCGGAUCAAUAAUCUCAACGCAGUCCGUCCGUCAAAUGCUUGUGCCAAGAACUCGUACUAGAUGCUUAAAAUAAUGUGUGCAUCCAUGCAUGUCAAAACUGUUUCCAUGUAUACUUUUGUCA
Molecule: messenger RNA, 1603 nt
Organism: Triticum dicoccoides
Lineage: Eukaryota; Viridiplantae; Streptophyta; Magnoliopsida; Poales; Poaceae
Product: putative F-box/LRR-repeat protein 23
Exons: 2
Coding region: 1-1026 (341 amino acids)
Molecular function (GO): protein binding
Source: RefSeq, a predicted model, not a curated record